AUGUUAAGCCAGGUUUUAGCCGAGCUAGGCUGGGAUGAAGGCUUGGCUGUGCCUGAGGCUAAUGCUGAAAACAGAGCUCUUCAAGCUGAGAUUUAUGAGACGGAGAAGAGGAACAUGCAGCUGGAAAACAAACUGGAGGGAUUCAAGGACCAAAUCAACCUCGAAUGUGAGCAGUUGAAAACUGUCAAGCAGGAGCUGUCACACACUCAGGCUCUGCUUAAGGCUAAGGAGAGAGAGACGGAUUUGGAGAGGCACUUCAAAGCCCUGGCAGAGAGAGAGACAGGUCGCCUGCAACAGGAGAUGGGAAAUCUGGAGAAUGAGCUACGACUUCUGAGAGAGAAGAAGAACGCACAAGAGAACACGAUCUUCAAGGCCACCCAGAAGCUGGAGGAGCUCAGGGUCCGGCAGAACUGGGACCAGCAGACCCUGGACGCCUGGCUAGAGGAGUCGGCGCGCAAAGACGAGGAAACCAUGGCCAUCAUCAAGUACGCCCAACAGGACGAGCACAGGAUCAAGGUGCUGACUGUGGCUAUAGAGAAGAAGACGCUGGAGGCCAACCAAAAGCGCAAAGCACUGGACCGUGAAAUGACUGAGACAAUAUCAGCACAGAUUGCUUUGGACAAGACCGCAGAGAAUUUACGGCAGGCCCACCUGGAGAGACAGGAGCUGAUCCACCAGUGGUCGAACACCAUCGAGCACCUGAGGAAACGAGACGCCGAGAUGCAGCAGUGUGCACUGCGUCUCGCCGAAGUCAACCAGGACAUCCGAGAAAAGAACACCAUCAUUAAAGAGAAGAAGCACUUUCUGGAGACUGAGAUAAAGAACAACAAGGAGUAUGAGAGGAAGAUUACCGUGGCCAGCCAGCAGGGAACAAAGCUUCGUCAAAAUCUGAAGGAGCAGGAGAGCAACCGCAGCAGGCUGAAGGAUGAGCUGGACAGUAUCAAGGGCAACCUGGAAAGAACAGCUGCCGAUGUGGAGACUGUGAGGUCGCACAUAUCCAGCAUGAAGAAAGACACUCAGGACAAAACUGACAAACUGCAGGAGGCCAGGCUCCACAAUGCUGGACUGGAGGAGAAGCUGAAGGCGGUGACGCAGACAGCCCUCAGCGUGGAGGAGAGAGCCGCCCAGAUGGACCAGCUGCUCAAGGACGAGGAGCAGGCCGUCAAAGAGCUGGAUGUCCAGCUGCAGCGCCACAGGGAGGCGCUGGCUCAUCAGAAACAAGAUCUGCAAACUCUUUGGACGAAGGAGAGGGAUGCCCUUUCCCAGAUCUCGCGGAGCAAAGCUACCAUCACCAGCCUGGAGAGCCAUCUUGGCAAACUGGAUCAGUACUCCCUCAAGCAGCAGGAGAUCAUGUACAACCAGGAGCUCCAGAUCCAGCAGCUGAAAAGAAAACUGGCUCGGCUGCAAGGUGAGGUCAACACAGAGGAAAAGCAAAUGUUAGAGGAGAAGGUCACGGAGCUGACCAGUGCCCUGAGCGAGAAGAGGAAGGACGCCAAAAUAUUCACCACACAGCUCAAGGACCUUGAGCACAGCAUCUCCUGUUUGAGGAGGGAGAUCGAGAGAAUGGGAGUGCAGAAGAGAGACCUGACCACCAAGAUAGAAGAGCUCAAUCUGAUCAAUGAUGUCUCAGAAAAGGAGCUGAAGAGACUCCGGCUCAAGAAACAGGACACCAUGGUGGAUGACAGCAUCUUGAAACUGGAAAUUGAGCGCUUGAGGGAUCUGCUGUACAACAAGGCAGACAGCAUGCUGUCCAUGGAGAAGAGGAAGCUGGAGCUGCAGACGGCCAUGAGAAAGAGAGAGGAGGAGAUCAAGGUCUACAGAGAGAUGCUCAGUAAGAAGGUCAAGAUCAAUGAUCAAGAGAGACAGGCACUCAGUCUUAAAUUGCAUGAAAGGCUGUCCAAGAUUGACAUAAUGAGAAAGCGCUAUGAGGUCUUGACCAUCUCAAUGGCUGCUCCUGAGGGAGAGGAGGAGAAAUCGCAGGCUUAUUAUAUCACAAAGGCUGCCCAAGAGAAAGAGGAGCUCAAGCGGAAGGGGGACAGCCUGGAUGCCACAAUUCGCAAGAUGGAGGUGGAAAACAGAGCGCUCGAGAACACCAUUCAGCUGGUCAACAACAACAACUCGGCGUUCCGUAAAUCCCUCAAGAAAGUCGAUGAAACCAGUCCAGAGUACCAGGAGAAGCUGAAGCUGGAAGAGCAGCAGAAGGCAGCGGAAGAGAAACUGAUGUUUAAGAAAAGACAAGUCAGAAAGCUCCAAGAAGACAUUCAGGACAUGAACAAUACCCUGGGCUGCCUGCUGCAAGACAAGAAUGCGCGGAAUGAGAAAACAGAGCAGACUCAGUCGCACGUCAUUCAUCUGAAUAAAGUCGUGGCUUCCCAGAAGGAAAAGCUUGACAGAGCCACCAAACAGUGCGCUAAGCUGACCAAAGAGAUCCGCUCUGCAAAUCAAACCAAGACGGAGACAUUUGAGGAGCGCGAUAUCGAGCUGAGGGAGAUGAGGGAAUUGUACAGGACUGUUUACAGGAUGCUGCACGAGGCCACGGAGGAGAAACCUGACCUCAGGGAGGCGCUAGAGAAGUACCUCCUGCAGGCCAAUCUGCCUCUUCUGUCUCCUGCUUCCACUCCUGCCAGCCGCCUGAGCUCCAAGACAAACUCUGCUCGCAGCUCUGCCUCUGCCAGGUCUGUGGGCUCCUCGGCCAGCAGCAGUCCCAGGACCUCUGCACUCCAGUCCCCCACUGUUAAGACGGUGGAGCUGGGCCUGGGUCUGACUGUGACCUCCCCUCCUCGGACCGCCUCCCCGCGUCUCUCCAGCUCGGCCAGCAGCAGCAGCAGCACUCACAGCCACACCAAGAAGGCUUAG
This is a messenger RNA of Myripristis murdjan (pinecone soldierfish), 2856 nucleotides long. RefSeq names its product coiled-coil domain 39 molecular ruler complex subunit (gene ccdc39). Gene Ontology annotation, cellular component: axoneme. NCBI's taxonomy places the organism in Eukaryota, Metazoa, Chordata, Actinopteri, Holocentriformes, Holocentridae. The transcript has 20 exons. Gene Ontology annotation, biological process: cilium-dependent cell motility; epithelial cilium movement involved in determination of left/right asymmetry; inner dynein arm assembly. The coding region runs from base 1 to 2856 and encodes 951 amino acids. The record is from RefSeq and is a predicted model, not a curated record.